This is a messenger RNA of Ceratina calcarata, 3374 nucleotides long. RefSeq names its product DNA fragmentation factor subunit alpha. The transcript is spliced from 3 exons. Gene Ontology annotation, biological process: regulation of apoptotic process; apoptotic process. The record is from RefSeq and is a predicted model, not a curated record. The coding region runs from base 1279 to 1893 and encodes 204 amino acids. Lineage: Eukaryota; Metazoa; Arthropoda; Insecta; Hymenoptera; Apidae.
UUUAAACUUAAAGUGGUAUCUAGUCUCAUUGAUCUAAAUUUAACAGCAGUGCUGUGUCUUAAAUUCACAGAUCCUAGUUAAAUUACACGUUUUAUAUAAAAUUUAAUUAUACUUUGGGUGAAUCAGAGACUACUUUUCUAUAUUGUCCUUUGAAUAACAUUUAUUUUGUCUAAUUAUACACGUGUCUAAUUACCUUUAUAUGUCUCAUAUUACAUAAUGCAUGUCUUAUGUCCUAUAUUAAUCCAGCAGAAAUAUUGUACUUACACAUUAAUUUUUAUAUGUAAAUGAAAUGUAAUAUAUAUAAAUUAAAAAACAUUGUUUCUAAACAUAUGUAUUCUUUUAUAUUCAUACAUGUAUUCACGUCCUAUCAAAUAGUAAUUAUGAGAAUUUGUUACAUUUAUUUAAGAUUAUUUUUUGAUCAAUUUUUAUAAUAAUUUAAAAAACAAAUAUUUCACAUUGUUUGCAUUACGUGUAAUACCUGAAGGAGCAAUAAAUGAAUAUUUAAAAAGCGAUCAAAAAGAAAUGAUAAAUCAAUGUAUGCCGUAUAUUUGAAAUAUAUUUAAUGAUAUCGUUAAUGGAAGUAUUUUCGAGCUGCAGUGUAAACAAUUCGUUUGACGAUGAUAAAAAAAUGAAUACUAGAGGCGGGGUGGGUUAUUGAUUUCUGUGUGGGUGCCAUGUUGGGAGGGAAUACCAUGGAGGGUGUCUCUUGGACAUACCAUACGCAGUAGUCUACAGAGAAUAUAAAUAGGAGGGGUAGUUGCACCAUUGACCCAGUGUUGAGUUGACAUACGGUCAGUUCAGUCACUCGGGCUCGACCGAUUUUACGCCUUUCGUGUUUUUUUAAUCUGUGUACGCGAACAAUUAUUAUUAACGAUCGCGGUAAAAAGAAAAUCACUUUUAAACACCAACGACCUGAUGCAAUCCAAAACACUGCCCUUUCUUACGUAUCCUCGAACCGUGCAACUUUACAUCCGGAUCAUCGGCAUGCACCUAGUGCUUUAACUCUUCUGCUGAACGUUUUUCUAAUAAAGUAAAGGCGAACAGAUAUUUGUGUGACAACUGCUUGUUCAAAGAUAUCGGCAGCAUUGAGGAAGUCCAAUGUGCAACGAUAAUCAGGCCUUAAUAGCUGUCAAUUUUUUUGAAGGAAGCCGAUUUUUGAUAACUUAAAUUUCGUACGGUUGAUCGACGUUUGAUCGCAAUAAAUAAAUACAACAGCCGUGCAAAAGCUUCUUCAAGAACGGUUCUCAGAUUCUCCUUUUAAUUGUGAUUUAAAGCAAUAUGUCAGAAACAGCGGGAAUAUCUCAAGGAAUAGGCAAUCCUUACAAAAUUGUCGAUCAUGCCAGAGAAAAACGGAAAGGAAUCACUGCUUCUUCCUUAAAGGAAUUAACGAGCAUCGCAAGAAAUCGCUUGUCUUUACCAUUGGAUGCAGAACUUACAAUUGUUUUGGAACAAGAUGGAACAGAAGUAGAUGAUGAGGAAUACUUUGCAACGCUGGAAAGAAAUACUAGUUUAAUGGUUUUGCAUGGAGAUCAAAAGUGGGUGGCAGCAGGAAGCAGUAAAGCUGCUUCUCGUUAUAUUGUUGUUGACGAUGUAGAUAAUGUGGAAGCUGGACAAAGAAGGGAUGAAGUCAGGCGGCGCAGACCACCGAUAGAGACAUUGGUCUCAUCGUUGCAUGGAGAUCCAUCUCGUAUAUCUUUGCUUGAUGGACAAAACUUAGAAUUACUAAGUGACAUGGAUCCGGAUAGUGUAGCUGACAUAGUGUCCGGCAAUAUAAUCUUCUUGGAACAAUUGAAAGAAGCUUCAGGCAGAUUUUUGGCUGAGAAACGACAAGCCCAGGGAUCCUUGGAUGUUCUUCAGAUGUGUGCAAGCGGUGGCGAGAUAGAGCGAGCGUAGGCCAUGUGGGGGGUGGGCGCCCUCACAUUGGCUAAUAUGUACCGUGUGCGACGUCGCAUAUUUUAUAAAGGUCGCCAACUGCAACAAACCUUGGUCCUUUUCUGGAAUUGAGCCCAUCACAUUUAUAGCGCAAGAGUUGACUGCGCUGUCUUCUUACCAUCGCAAUUAUAACAUUGUUCGCGAAAACUGGAUGUUCGCAUCGUUAAAACGAAAAAUCUCUGAGAUUUACUUUCAUGCAACAUUCCACGCAUUUGAAGGAUGCAACGAUGAGGAGAGACAUGUAAGAGUUAAUGAAUUCGUAUUAACGACGAGUGGUCGAAACGUUUGUUUCGAAAGUAUCGAAAAAUAUUUAUUAAAUAUGCGAACGUUUAUAUUUAUUAGCAAGAAAGAAGUACAUUGAAAGUUGACGCUUGUUCAGAUCAUGAGUUAAUACCGCCGAUAAGAGAUAGAUUUACUUUCUGUUAAUAGUAACUUGAUUUGUUGAUUUUUUAUUGAUUUUAUACAUGUUUAUAGUACAUUAAUAUACAUUUCGGAUGUUAUUUAUUUUGUAGAAUAUGACAUAAGGAAUUGCUUUAACGCAAAAUGAGGUCUUAAAUAACACACGCAUAGUUGGAGAAAUGCAAUUUAGUCAUUAAAUAAUCUGAAUGUACUACAUAAACAAAAGCUAUAUAGAAAUAUCAUGUCAAAGAAAACAUUCCGUCACGAUGUUGUCAUAUCAGUAUUAGCAGAAAGACGACACGUUUUGUUCAUGGACUUUUGUAUGUAGAUAUUUUACACCAAGGUUUAGUUCAACGAAGAUCGAUGAAAUGUUUAAGACUGAAUUUAUAGAGAAAGAAUGCAUCCCCAUUACAAUCACCAAUUCAUUGUACACUAAAUUUAGCAUGGUACAUAAUAGGAAAAAAAAAACAAUAUCAACUCUUUGAUACCAAAGUUGUGCAUUUGAUAAGAAAAACCGCAGAAAAAACGAAAGAAAAUGUACAGGUGUUUCUGAAAAGAUUAUGCAUACGCAAAGUAACGUAUAUAUUGAAAUAAAGUUUCUCAGUAUGUCUAUUACGAAGAUAAGAGGAAAUCAAUUUUCUAACAUUCUAAGAUAUUACUCCAAUUUACAUCGUCUAUGUAACGAUGUUUAUUGCGGGUCUUGAAAGAAGCAAGUUUAAACGCUUAUGUUCAUUCUUUACAGAAACACUUUAAACGGAACAUCGUGACAUUCUUUGAUAUAUACCAUAAUGUCUGUAUGCUAAAAAAUAAUGUUUACAUUUACUGUCAUUUGGAUAUUUAAAAUGCAACGAUCAGUAUAGACAAAUUAAUGAUUAAUAGCAUCCAAAUGUAUCAGUAAUUAUAAAUUUGUUCUGUAUGCCAAUUUCUAAUGAUCUUUCUUUGAAUGGAACGUCGAACAAGGUAAUAUUUUACUUAAAUUUUGAGAGGUAUUAGAAAACAGUUGAUAUAUUUAAUAGAACUGCCAAUUAAAGAAUACAAUUCAA